Colletotrichum orchidophilum is the source of this 480-nucleotide messenger RNA. RefSeq lists its product as uncharacterized. The record is from RefSeq and is a predicted model, not a curated record. The transcript is spliced from 2 exons. Bases 1 to 480 code for a protein of 159 amino acids. Lineage: Eukaryota; Fungi; Ascomycota; Sordariomycetes; Glomerellales; Glomerellaceae.
AUGAAAUCCACCCUCGUACUCCACGCCGCCACCUCUCUAUCUCUGUCUCUCGCCUCCUCCACCUCCACCUCCUCAACCUGGACCUGCACCUCAUCUCCCCUCAGUCCUGGCUCCGGCAUCACCCGCGGCCCCGGUCCAGGCACCGGCCACGCCUCCCUCCUCUCCAUCUCCUCAGUCUUCACAACCCUCUACGGUCCCUUGCCCCUAACUCUCGGCCCGGAACAAGCCCGUGUCGCAAUGUGCGACGGCCUUCUCUUCGGCAUCUGGAACGGCCACCCGCACUCCGUCGGAGAGAAGCCAGGGCUUCGAGACAUUGUGGUCUCGCAGGAUCCGGGGAUGGAGAGGACAGAGUGUCUGGGUUACGUGGGCGGUGACGACAACGACGACGACGAUGAUCUGCGGUUGAGCUACAUGUUUGAUCUUGGGGAAGAUUCUUGGGCUACUGGGGGCUUGACGGAGGUCAGACGGUGUGAAGGUUGA